AUGGGCGAGGGUGUAUCGUGUGAGCGCAUUCCGCAGUUGCGUGCAGAAAAGGCUUACCAGUUUUUCAUGGCGGAAUCCAAUACACGAAGCUCGUUAUCCCUACUUCAGGUCACAGCAAUCAUUUUACGCCGCUAUAUUCCAUGCUUGGGAAUUGCAGCCAAAGCUUCGAUUAAGCGCCACCCAAUUUAG
Plasmopara halstedii is the source of this 189-nucleotide messenger RNA. RefSeq lists its product as uncharacterized. The transcript is spliced from 2 exons. NCBI's taxonomy places the organism in Eukaryota, Oomycota, Peronosporomycetes, Peronosporales, Peronosporaceae. The record is from RefSeq and is a predicted model, not a curated record. Bases 1 to 189 code for a protein of 62 amino acids.